AUGCCGGACGCCGCUGCCCACCUGCCCUUCUACUACGGCAGCAUCGCGCGCUCGGAGGCCGAGGAGCACCUGAAGCUGGCUGGGAUGGCAGACGGGCUGUUCCUGCUGCGGCAGUGCCUGCGCAGCCUGGGCGGCUACGUGCUCUCCAUGGUGUGCGACCUGCAGUUCUACCACUACCCCAUCGAGCGCCAGCUCAACGGCACCUACGCCAUCCUGGGGGGCAAGGCGCACUGCGGCCCCGAGGAGCUCUGUGAGUUCUACUCCAAGGACGCCGACGGGCUCUGCUGCCCCCUGCGCAAGCCCUGCAACCGCCCCAGCGGGGUGGAGCCCCAGCCCGGUGUCUUUGACAGCAUGAGGGACAACAUGGUGCGGGAAUACGUGCGGCAGACCUGGAAACUGGAGGGGGAUGCCCUGGAACAGGCCAUCAUCAGCCAGGCUCCCCAGGUGGAGAAGCUGGUGGCCACCACAGCCCACGAGAGGAUGCCCUGGUACCACGGCAACAUCAGCAGGGAUGAGGCGGAACGGAGGCUCUACUCGGGGGCACAGCCUGAUGGGAAAUUCCUGCUGAGAGAGAAGAAGGAGAACCAUGCCUACGCCCUGUCCCUCGUCUAUGGCAAGACUGUGUAUCACUAUCGGGUGGAUCAUGAUAAAUCUGGGAAAUAUUCCAUUCCUGAGGGCACCAAAUUCGACACACUCUGGCAGUUGGUGGAGUACUUAAAACUCAAACCAGACGGGCUGAUUUUCUACCUGAGGGAAGCCUGCCCCAACCCCAACAUGCCAGCCUCUGCAGCACCAGUUCCACCCACCCACCCCUCCGUGAGCAGAAACCUGGGCCCUCUCAAUGCAGAUGGAUACACCCCAGAUCCUGUCGGGGCAGGAAAAUCCCGUCUGCUGCCCAUGGACACCAGCGUGUACGAGAGCCCCUACAGCGACCCCGAGGAGCUGAAGGACAAGAAGCUGUUCCUGAAGAGGGACCACCUGAUGAUUGAUGAGGUGGAGCUGGGCGCAGGAAACUUUGGCUGCGUCAAGAAGGGAGUUUACAAAAUGAGGAAGAAGCAGAUUGACGUGGCCAUCAAGGUGCUGAAGAGCAACAACGAGAAGACAGUGAAGGAUGAGAUGAUGAAGGAAGCUCAGAUCAUGCACCAGCUGGACAACCCCUACAUUGUGAGAAUGAUCGGGGUGUGCGAGGCCGAGUCGCUGAUGCUCGUGAUGGAGAUGGCUUCUGGAGGGCCCCUCAACAGGUUCUUGGCUUCCAAGAAGGAUGAGAUUACAACGAGCAACAUCGUGGAGCUGAUGCACCAGGUGUCCAUGGGCAUGAAGUACCUGGAGGAGAAGAACUUUGUCCACAGGGACCUGGCAGCCAGGAAUGUCCUGCUGGUCAACCAGCACUAUGCCAAGAUCAGUGACUUUGGGCUCUCCAAGGCUCUGGGAGCUGAUGACAGCUACUACAAGGCCAGGACAGCAGGGAAGUGGCCCUUGAAGUGGUACGCCCCCGAGUGCAUCCUCUUCCACAAGUUCUCCAGCAAGAGCGACGUCUGGAGCUACGGUGUGACCAUGUGGGAGGCCUUCAGCUUCGGGCAGAAACCCUACAAGAAAAUGAAGGGCCCUGAGGUGAUCAGCUUCAUAGAGCAGGGCAAACGCAUGGACUGUCCCCAGGAGUGCCCAGCAGAGAUGUACUCCCUGAUGCAGCAGUGCUGGACAUACAGAUGGGAAGAACGUCCAGGGUUUGUGGCUGUGGAGAACACCAUCCGCUCCUACUACUACAGCAUUGCUGCCAAGCCCGAGAAUGGGCCAGACACAGGGGACAGGGCCAAAGCAGCUCUUCCCUGA
This is a messenger RNA of Camarhynchus parvulus, 1830 nucleotides long. RefSeq names its product tyrosine-protein kinase ZAP-70. Lineage: Eukaryota; Metazoa; Chordata; Aves; Passeriformes; Thraupidae. Gene Ontology annotation, molecular function: signaling receptor binding; ATP binding; non-membrane spanning protein tyrosine kinase activity. The coding region runs from base 1 to 1830 and encodes 609 amino acids. The record is from RefSeq and is a predicted model, not a curated record. Gene Ontology annotation, biological process: cell surface receptor protein tyrosine kinase signaling pathway; protein phosphorylation; innate immune response. Gene Ontology annotation, cellular component: extrinsic component of cytoplasmic side of plasma membrane; cytoplasm. The transcript has 13 exons.